CAGUCGAGACCUGAGCUAGUAUUGCACAGUCCGCAACUCAAAGUUUCAGACCCCGCCAUGAAGGUCGCCGUCGUUCUCGCCUGCCUGCUGGUGGCCGUCGCUGCCAAGCCCCAGUUUGGUAGGUUUGGACUCGGUGGAUUUGGUGGUGCCAGGGGAAGCGCCAACUCUGGAUCCACUCAGGGACAGACCAGUGGUCUCUUCGGAAACAGCCAGAUUCAGAACAGCUUCGCUAACGCACAGGGCUCUGCUUUUGGACGUGGCGCUUCUUUCAACAGCGCUGGCAGCAACGUUGGACAGAGCACAGGACUCUUCGGAAACCAGCAAUUCGCCAACAACCGGGCCACCAGCAACCAGUUUGGACGCUAAUGCGAUUCUUUUAUAGAUGAAAAUUUUGCCAUUGUGCGCUUCUGUACAUUAUGACUUGUACAAGGUAAUCAAAACAUAAGUGCAGAGAAUUAUUGUUACCACCGUGCAUAUUGUACAAUAUACAUAUCAUAUUGCUAA
Molecule: messenger RNA, 504 nt
Organism: Amphibalanus amphitrite
Lineage: Eukaryota; Metazoa; Arthropoda; Thecostraca; Balanomorpha; Balanidae
Product: ATP-dependent RNA helicase DED1-like
Exons: 3
Coding region: 58-366 (102 amino acids)
Source: RefSeq, a predicted model, not a curated record